This is a messenger RNA of Drosophila serrata, 2628 nucleotides long. It is a transcript of the gene lute, whose product is annotated as BTB/POZ domain containing protein 3 lute. Gene Ontology annotation, biological process: neurogenesis. The record is from RefSeq and is a predicted model, not a curated record. Gene Ontology annotation, molecular function: protein binding. Gene Ontology annotation, cellular component: cytosol. Lineage: Eukaryota; Metazoa; Arthropoda; Insecta; Diptera; Drosophilidae.
GACUCGCGCAGUCGCAGAGUCUCAGCUCGAAAAAAUUAAGUAAAGACAUCCAAAAAAUAAAAACGUGGCCGGUCGUCGCGCCUGCGCAAACCACAAAAAAAAAAAAAACACAGAAAAGAGGAAGCUGUGUGGAACAAGUCCCUCUUAACGAAUAUAAGAAACCUAUUUCAUCAGGGCUGUCCGCCCAACAAAUUACAAAAAAAAUAAGGUACUGGAAGUUAUGUGAAGAUGAUCUCGCCCCUGUCGUCUAAAAGAUGAUCGAGGCCUUUGCGAAUCAUUUGAGCAGCCAUUUGGGACGCCACCUAUUCUAUUGGGCCAUCGAAUCGAGCAGCAUCGGAAGUUCGGGUAACUACGGCCUCAACCUGCGGCUUUCCGAGCUGAUCAACAAAUUCCACGGCCCCCUCGAGCGGGGCGUGCAGGUGCUGGACCACCUGUUGACCCUCGAGGAGGACGACUUUGCCGGCCAUUGGGGCAGCGCCUAUGCGCACAACUAUGAGCCGGAGUACGCCGCUCGAGUGCCGGAGAACGAGGAGCUGCCACCGCCAGAACAGAUGGAAACACUCAACAAUGGCAACGGGCUGCUCCAUUCACCGCCCCACAAUCACCAGCAGCAACAGCAGCAGCAGCGGGGCGGAGGAGGAGUCUCUCCGCCUGGCGGUGCCUCUGCUGGAGCGGAUCACAAUAUACAGAUAACGCAGCCCAUAAGUGCUCCAUCCUCACCUCUGGCCUCGCCGGGCGCCCUAAACAACAGCAGCAGCAGCAGCGGCGGUGGUGGGGGCAGUGGCGGAGGGAUCUCUGGCAGUCCCACAGCCUUCUGUCUGCCUUCCAGUUCCGCGGCAGCUGCUGCGGUGGCUGCUCUUUCGGCAACACCCACUAGCGGCAGUGGAUCGUACGUGUGCUCCGCUGGAACCAAUUGGCAUUUCGCGGCUGUGGCGGCAUCCAAUGCCAUUGAUACGGCGGAUCCGAACUGGCAGGCCAGCAAGGCGACGGUUCUGGAGAGGAACGCGGCCAUGUUUAACAACGAGCUGAUGUCCGACGUCAAGUUCGUUGUAGGCGGGGAGUUCGACAUUGAUCCCAUUCAGACUAUACCCGCCCACAAAUACAUUCUCGCCACGGGCAGCUCCGUCUUCUAUGCCAUGUUCUAUGGCGGAUUGGCGGAGAACAAGCAGGAAAUCAAAGUGCCUGACGUCGAACCCACUGCCUUCUUAACAUUGCUAAGGUACCUCUAUUGUGAUGAAAUCACUGAACCUGAGCACAUCCUAGCCACUCUCUAUGCGGCCAAGAAGUACAUAGUGCCACAUCUGGCCAGGGCCUGCGUCAACUAUCUGGAGGUGAAGUUGACGGCAAAAAACGCCUGCCUACUUCUCAGUCAAUCGCGUCUGUUCGAGGAGCCCGAACUGAUGCAGCGUUGCUGGGAAGUGAUCGACGCACAGGCCGAGAUGGCGGUUAAGUCUGAGGACUUUGUGGACAUUGACCUCAAGACCUUCGAGUCGAUCCUCUCGCGGGAGACGCUUAACUGCAAGGAGAUACACCUGUUCGAGGCGGCUCUCAAUUGGGCUCUGAAUGCCUGCGAGAAGAUGACCAUCGACGAUACGCCACAGAAUAAGCGCAGGCUGCUGGGACAGGCCCUGCACCUCAUCCGCAUACCCACUAUGUCGCUGGAAGAGUUUGCAAAUGGUGUGGCCCAGACUGGCAUCCUCUCGUCACAGGAAACGAUCGACAUGUUCCUGCACUUCACCGCCAAGGUUAAGCCCUCCUUGGGCUUUCCUACGCGCUCGAGAGCGGGCCUGAAGACGCAGGUCUGCCAUCGCUUUCAGUCAUGCGCCUACCGCUCGAACCAGUGGCGAUACCGCGGACGCUGUGAUUCCAUUCAGUUCUCCGUGGACCGUAGAAUCUUCAUUGUGGGCUUUGGUUUGUAUGGCUCAUCGACUGGCGCCGCCAACUAUAACGUCAAAAUCGAACUGAAGCGUCUGGGACGCACCCUCGCCGAGAACGACACCAAAUUCUUCUCGGACGGUUCAAGCAACACUUUCCACGUGUUCUUCGAGAACCCCAUUCAAAUCGAGCCCGAGUGCUACUACACCGCUUCUGUAAUACUGGACGGCAACGAGCUAAGCUUCUUCGGCCAGGAAGGCAUGUCGGAGGUGCUCAUGGGCAAUGUGACGUUCCAGUUCCAGUGCUCGUCGGAAAGCACCAACGGCACUGGCGUACAGGGCGGACAAAUCCCCGAACUGAUCUUCUAUGGACCCACCACAAUGACGGCUAUGAGUUCGCCUACAAAUUCACUGUGUGCAACGCCAAUCGGAGGAGCAGGAGGAUCAGCCGCAGCAGCAACUGCAGCAGCUGGAACUGCUACAUCCAAUGGCAGCCAUUUAACUAGCAACAAUGUCAACGGUUCUGGGGAAGAUCUGGCCGCGGAGGGCAGCACCUGAUGCGCACAGCUCUACUGCGCCGAGUGGCAGGGAGCCUGCUACUAUCGCCAGCAGCCGCAACAGCAGCAACAAUCGAGGAGACCAAUACAGCUACAAAAUCGAAACUCAUGGGUUUUCAGUGCAACACAAGCAAGCAAAUUGGAGUUUUAGACGAAGUUAUAGACCGUAUAUACAGAUAUAGACAUAUACGACGAUA